Molecule: messenger RNA, 1947 nt
Organism: Trichosporon asahii var. asahii CBS 2479
Lineage: Eukaryota; Fungi; Basidiomycota; Tremellomycetes; Trichosporonales; Trichosporonaceae
Product: NEDD8 activating enzyme
Exons: 10
Coding region: 1-1947 (648 amino acids)
Biological process (GO): protein neddylation
Cellular component (GO): cytosol; nucleus
Molecular function (GO): NEDD8 activating enzyme activity
Source: RefSeq, a predicted model, not a curated record
AUGACCAAGCGCACCGUCCGGCUCGCGCUGCUCCUGUGCGACACUCCGGCGGACUACGGCACUUACGAGGACAUUUACCGCGACUGGCUCCUGAAGGCGCAGGCCGCGAGCCCCGAUGAGCAGAUCAAGAAUGCAGAGCUCGUCCUCGACGCCUACAACGUUGUCGACAAAAAGGAGUACCCGCCAGCUGGGAGGCUUGACCCGGGACACCCCGAGGCGUACGACGCGAUUAUGAUGACGGGAUCGAAGCACACCAGCUUCGAUCCGCAGAGCAGCUUUGCGCCUGGGCUGAUCGAGUUCAUCCGUGACGUUGCGACGCACCACCAGCACAUCCCUAUUCUCGCCGUCUGCUUCGGGCACCAGAUUGCUGCGCUCGCGCUCGGCGGCGAGUGCGUCAGGGGCUCAAACGGAUGGGAGAUCGGCGUGUACAGCAACAAUUUCACGAAGGAGGGAAGGUACUGGUGGAGCGACUACGUCGUCGAAGAUGGCGCGGACAAGAUCUACGUUGAGCAGAUGCACAAAGACCACGUCCCGUCCGUGCCGCCCGGGUGCCAGCUGCUGCUCACGUCGGAGCGGUACCCGGUGCACUCCUUCGUCAAGCUGCACCCGGCGAGCACGCCCGAGAAGCCGCUCGCGCAGGUUCUCACGAUCCAGGGCCACCCAGAGUUCACGCCCGGAAUCGUGCAGCGUAUGGUGAACGCGCGCGCUGAGCAGGGCAUCUUUGACGGCCCGACGACAGCCGAGGCCAACCGCCGCCUUGGGGGCAAGGACGGCCAUGGUGCCGAGGGUUACGGCCGUCUCGGCUGGGCCAUGUGGAAGGUCAUGCUGCAAGAUCUCCCCAAAAGUGCAGCAUCCCAGAAUGCAAAUGCGGCGAACAGCAACACCAACCCCCAGCCUGUCAACAAUGCCAACAGCAACAGCGCGAACGGCGCCGCCACGACCUCCGCUUAUAUCGCUGACCCGACCCGCUACGCCGCUAUUGACAAGCUCCUUGAUAACGAAGGGCCCUUCACGGCCGAGUUCCAGGGCGCUGAUGCCGCAAAGGACUUCCUCCGCAACCAGUGCAAGGUGCUCGUCAUCGGCGCGGGCGGCCUCGGCUGCGAGAUCCUCCAGAACCUUGCUCUCAACUUUGUCACGCGCCGCGUGCCUGGCAUCAAGGUGACAGCGCACCACAACAAGAUCCAGGACAAGCCGCUGUCGUUCUACAAGGGCUUCAAUAUCAUCAUCGCGGGCCUGGACUCGAUCUCGGCGCGCCGGUGGAUCAAUGCUACACUCGUCAACAUGGUCGACGAGGAAGACCCUGAGAGUCUCAAGCCGCUCAUCGACGGCGGUACUGAGGGCUUCAAGGGCCAGGCGCGUGUCAUCCUCCCGACCAUCACGUCGUGUUACGAGUGCUCCUUGUUGAGCUUACAUUCAGACAAGAAGCUCGACACUGAUGACCCGGACCACAUCGAGUGGCUGUUCCAGAAGGCGUCUGCGCGUGCUGCCGAGUUUGCGAUCGAGGGCGUGACCUGGCAACUUACGCAGGGCGUCGUGAAGAACAUUAUUCCCGCGAUCGCGAGCACGAAUGCGAUCAUUGCUGCGUCGUGCUGCAACGAGGCGUUCAAGAUCGCCACCUCGGCUGCGCCAUAUCUGAACAACUACAUGAUGCGUCCCGACUGCCCGGUGUGCGGCGGUGAGAGCGUCACGGCCGAGGUUGGAAAGGACUGGACGCUCGAGAAGCUCGUCGCCUGGAUCGAGGACAGGCAGGAGUUCCAGAUUAAGCGCCCCUCGCUCGCGUACUCUGACGGACGCCCUUUGUUCUUCCAGGCCCCGCCCCCACUGUUCGAGCAGACCAAGGGCAACCUCGAGAAGCUCGUCUCGGACCUCGUUCCCGAGGGUGAGGACAUUGUGGUGACAGACCCGGGACUGCCCUUCAACCUCUCCGUCACGGUCAAGUAUGUCUGA